Messenger RNA from Exophiala dermatitidis NIH/UT8656, 2655 nucleotides. Its product is annotated as protein-tyrosine phosphatase. Gene Ontology annotation, molecular function: protein binding. The transcript has a single exon. Gene Ontology annotation, cellular component: endosome. Lineage: Eukaryota; Fungi; Ascomycota; Eurotiomycetes; Chaetothyriales; Herpotrichiellaceae. The record is from RefSeq and is a predicted model, not a curated record. Bases 1 to 2655 code for a protein of 884 amino acids.
AUGGCCAGAAACAUACUCGAGAUCCCAUUCCGGCGCACUCACACAGUCGACCUCUCCUCAGCGAUCAAACAAUACAUCUCUAGCAAAUAUGAUCAAUCCCCGGCCAUGUUCGCAGAUGAUCUGCGGGAGAUUGACGGGCUUCGAGACGACGCUAUAACCGUGCAAGAGCCGCAUGUCAGCGGGAUCAGAUGCUUAGCCCAGUAUGCCGCUCAACUACGGUAUCUCGGUGGAAAGUUCCCCAUUGACAUUGGCGUGGACUUCCCAUGGUACCCGGCGCUGGGAUACGACAAGGACAAGCCGGUGAUACAGAACAACCUGCGAUUCGAGCUGGCCAACAUCCUGUUCAACCUGGCGGCGCUGUACUCGCAACUUGCAUUCGGGACGAACCGCACGACGAUAGAAGGACUCAAAGCCGCCGCCGAGUAUCUGGUUGCUGCAGCGGGGACCUUUUCCUUCAUGCGUACAGAGGUCCUACCGGACAUGCGGUCGACGCCGCCAGAGGAUAUGGACGACAUAACGUUGGACAGUUUACAACAGCUAUGUCUGGCUCAGGCGCAAGAAUCUUUCUGGCAAAUCACAAUCAAAAAGAACAUGUCGGAUGGCACGGUGGCGAAGCUGGCAGCAAAAGUGUCGGAUUAUUACAUUCUUGCGGCAGAUGCGGCUCGACAAUCCAGAGCCAUCAGCGCCGAGUGGAUCCAUCACUUCCAGGCCAAACAUCACCACUUUGCGGCUGCCGCCCAGUUCAGACAGUCUCGCUAUUGCCUGCAGAACAAACAGUACGGCGAGGAGGUUGCCCGGCUGCGAGAUAGCAUUAAUUGUGUGAACGAGGGGUUGCAAGAGGCCAGAUGGAUCAACCCCACCGUCCUGGGGGAUCUUAAUGGGUUGAAAGCUCGGGUUAGCGAAGAGUUGAAAAGGGCCGAACGGGACAACGACAUGAUCUACCUUCAAGCACCGACACCCAAGUCCGAACUUCGACUCCUAGACCGAACAAACAUGGUGGCAGCCAAAACACCCUCGGAUGUCGCCAAUGGUAUCUCGCUGCUGGGCGAAGGACGGCCUUUUGGCAGACCACUAUUCGAGAAGCUCGUCCCUUAUGCCGUCCACCAAGCCGCAUCCAUCUAUGCUGAUCGGAGGGACCGGCUCGUCAACCAAUCGAUCAUUGCAGAUUUAGAAGCCAUGACUGCCAAAUUGCGAGAAGUGCUACAAUCGCUUGACCUACCAGGCUCGUUACAGGCCAUAGAGAAACCAUGGGGACUGCCUGGGAGUUUACUGUCCAAGGCGGAAGAACUUCGACAACAGGACGCUUUGUAUCGAAUCAAAAGAGCGAUUGACGACACCAACAAGCUCAAAACGAACGACCUGGCUAUUUACCAAGAAGGCGUUGCACUGCUGGAGGCUGAAAAGGCCGAGGACGACCGACUACGGGAAAAGUACGGCACCGAUAGAUGGAAUCGACCACCCUCAACUGAGGUUUUGGCCAAACUAUACCAGACGUCACAGGAAUUGCAAAAAUAUCUGAACUCUGCAGCGUCAAGCGAUAAUCUGGUCCAAGCCAAGUUUCGGGAAAACGAGCACGUUCUCCGCCUACUGACAGGCCCGACCGAAGAGCUGGAGCGGCAUGUACCAAAAUCCACUCAAGUGCACAUGACCGUUCCCAUUGAAGAGGCCGUAUCGCGGCUGCGGAAUUGUCUCAACGAAGUGUCAAGGUUGGAGACGCGGAGGAAAAAUCGCAUCAACGCUCUGAGAGAAAAAGUCAAGGCAGACGACAUCGGCCCAGCUUUACUCUCCGAAGCAGCGCGUCUCGAGCGUGAAUACCCGAUGCAAAAGAUUGAGCCGGGCCAGUUCGAGAAGCUGUUCGAAGAACGUCUUGCAGCGUACGAGCCAGACCGGCAGGCGUUGGAGGCCGAGCAAGAAGAGCAAGACCAAGUUGUGGCUCGUUUGAGGGAAGCGAACAAGGCGUUUGUGGAGGCUCGACGGGACGACUCGACCGUGAAAUCCCGACAAAAUUCACUUCAGGCCCUCGAGACAGGGUACGCAAAGUAUAAAGAGCUCAUCAGCAACCUGGAUACCGGGCGGAAAUUCUACAACGACCUCGCUGGCCAUGUUACGCGAUUUCGGGACAACUGCAAGUCCCAAGUCACCCAACGAAGGGUCGAAGCUAGUCAACUCGAGGCCGAGUUGGCAGGACAGGAUCUUGGUCGACUGAACCUUGAGGAGACCAGGCGUGACUUGACUGGCCAGAGUCAGGCGCAGCAGCAACAAAGGCAAACGAGAAGUAGUGUUCGCCAUGCUCAACAAGAACAGCAGCUGCAAGAACAACAGCAGCCUCAGCCUCGGCAAUACACGAUCCAGGCUUAUGCCCAAGCUCAGGCUCAACAAGCUCAACAAAGUCGAGCAGACCACCCCCACGCUCCACUCCAACAACAAGAAACAUUAGCCGCUCCCAUUCCUACCCGAAACAUCGUCCCUCCAGAAUCUGGAGAAGCAGUAGGCUUGCCGUCUACAUCAUCGUCCUCCACCACCCCGUUGCCCUUGAGCGGUGUGGCAGGCGGGACGAUCGGCGGAGGAGGCGUGUGGACUCCAGACGUGGGCAUCCGCUUUGGCGGGCAGAGUCGGCCCGGGCAGGCUGGGUAUCCUGUUCCUAGACGGCCAUAA